CCAAGUAUAAAAGCACCUGUCUGCUCUCAGCGAUGGGAAAGCAGCAUCAAGGAAGAGGUCACGAUGUCUGUGUCUGUGUUCAUCUGCCUCCUGCUGCUGCCAUGUUUUCUUGAGGCAAAAUCCUUGAUGAAUAUCCUCAAACAGGAAGAUGUCGCUUCAGUCAGUAUCGACUCCAACAAGGCGAAUGAAUUCCUGUCCAGUUCUCGACCCAAACGCAGCAUCGAUCCACAUUGGCACCGGCAGACUCCAGACUUCCAGGCGUAUUACCGAUAUUACAGCAGCAUCGGACACACCGAGGGCUUGUACGAGAUUGACAGGAUCCGGAUGUUGUACCAGCAGAUGAGGCACUUGGAGCACGUCUACGGCCCGAACGCGUCCUACUACCAGAGCAAACUGGGACUUCCGGUUCUACCACCGCUUCCCAAAUGUGACCCUUCCAAAGACAAGAGCUGUAAGCAGGCUCCGCCCCCUGCCCCAGCCCCAGUUAAGGCGGCCGUGACUCCGCCCCUCACGCAGGCUGACGUCGUGUAUCUGUGCAACAGUAAAGACCCUCUGUGUAAGCCACACAUCGUCUACAUGCCCACCGGUGCUGUGCCGGUGCUGUGUGACCCGCGUUACCAUCCCAAUUGCAAGCUGGAGGCUCCGCCCCCUCCCCCACCCCCCUCCAAAAAGUCUGAGCCGGCCCCGCCCCCUCCACCAGCCCCUAUGCUCUUUAAGGCGAUGGAAUAUGACUGCGACCCUUACUGGGAUCCCGACUGCCUCAUCGACCACCCGCCGCGGCCCGUGAAGGGUAAAGUUCCUCCGCCUCCGGCACCCGUGCUGGACGAGGAUGAGCCGGAGCCGGAGCCGGUCCCCAUGCCCGUCAGCAAGAAACAACCACAUCCGUAUUAUUACACCCACCUUCAUCCCUACAACUACCGGUCUGAACUCUACGACCCGCUGCGACACGCGUAUCCUUCAGCCGAAGCGCCCGACAGCGUGUAGAGCCGUUGUCAUGUUUGUUUUCACUGUUUCAUGCAUUAUAAUUCAUGUUCAGAAACAUCAAUAAAACAUUGAGUAGUUUGAAUGGUUUUGUCCUGAAUCCAGUUGUGCUGAUUGUGACUGAAGUUCACUGCUGCAGGAAGCAGACGCUCGUGAAGCGCUUCACACUGAGAGUCUCUGGACUCAUAACGCAGCAGGUUUCAGAUCAUUAGCUGUAGCUUCACAGCUGUUUGUGUUUAAAGAAGUUUUUUCCAGCUGCUCAGCAUGUGCAAAAGACAAACACACACACACACACACACACACACACACACACACACACACACAAUCUGUCUAUUAACCCUUGUGUUUGUACUGAUUUUGGUGCAACCUAUUAAAACUGCUUUAUAAAUCUCAUGUGUGAAUCAGUAGAUUUUGUGUUAAUCUUUUUCAACUUAUUAAAAAUUAAGACUUCGGUUUGGAAGUUUUUGAUAGUUUGCAUCAGACAUGAUAACUGAGCUCAUAAAAUAGCAUCGUCUUUGGAUCACUUUCAUCUGGGAAAUAAAUAUUAAAAAAUAUCAAACAGUACUUUGUUUUAAUGAAUAACUAGUUUCUUUUAAAAUUCUAGUUUCCAAAAGAAAGCAGAACGAGA
Molecule: messenger RNA, 1609 nt
Organism: Ctenopharyngodon idella (grass carp)
Lineage: Eukaryota; Metazoa; Chordata; Actinopteri; Cypriniformes; Xenocyprididae
Exons: 5
Coding region: 64-984 (306 amino acids)
Source: RefSeq, a predicted model, not a curated record